GAGCAAUUUGUUGCAGUAUCAAUGAGAAGCAUUGCAUAAACUCUUUCAUGUGACAGGAUUGUCAAAGUUUCUGAAGGUUGAAAAUGAAUCAGAUGGCACAAAAUGGAAUAGACCUGGCCACUGAAGAAAGACUUUUGGCAGACAAUAUGGAACCCAAAGAACCUAAGCGCGAAAACCUUGAAAAUCACCAAAAACUAUUAGAUUAUGGAAUUAGUGCAAAAAUUGCUGAUGAAGUUCUGAACAUUUAUGAAUCAGACAAACUCAACCACAGUGAACUUGAUGAAAGAGCGCUGGAUGCUCUGAAGGAAUUCAACCCAGAUGAUGGUGUUGCAGUUCUUAAACAGUUCAGUGAAAGUUGUCUGGAACAUGUCGCUAACAAAAGUGCAUUUUUAUGUGGAAUGAUGAAAACUUAUCGCCAGAAUAAAAAGCAAGGAUCAUCAGCAGCAACAGCAGCAAAAGGACCAGAUGAACAAAAAUUAAAAGAAAUUUUGGCCAGGACGGGGUACUCAUUAGAUGUCACCACUGGACAAAGAAAAUAUGGUGGCCCCCCUCCUGGUUUAGAAGAAAACUCCACACCACCUGGAUCUGGGCAUGAGAUCUUUGUUGGAAAAAUCCCCAAAGAUGUCUUUGAAGAUGAACUUAUACCUCUGUUUGAAGAAUGUGGAAGAAUAUGGGACUUGCGUCUCAUGAUGGACCCCAUGACUGGAACCAACAGGGGGUACUGCUUUGUGACAUACUGUGAAAAAUCUGGAGCUCAGGAAGCUGUCAACAAGCUUGACAACCAUGCAAUUAAAGAUGGAAAACACAUUAAAGUGAAUAUUUCUGUUGCCAACCAGAGAUUAUUUGUUGGUAGCAUCCCAAAGAACAAGUCAAGAGAUGAGAUAUUUGAAGAAUUCUCUAGUAAAACAGAGGGUCUCACUGAUGUCAUCAUAUACAGAUCUGCUGAAAAGGAAAAUCAAAAGAACCGAGGAUUUGCCUUCCUGGAAUUUGAUUCACAUAAGUCGGCCUCUCUGGCAAAGAGACGUCUAGCUUCAGGCAGGGUCAAGGUGUGGGGAUCUGCUGUUGUUGUUGACUGGGCAGAUCCUAUUGAUGAGCCAGAUGAUGAGACCAUGGCAAAGGUGAAGGUACUAUAUGUGAGGAAUAUCUCCAGUGAUGUCACAGAAGAACUACUCAAGGAAAAAUUUGGGGACUUUGGCAAAAUUGAACGUGUAAAGAAAAUCAAGGAUUAUGGAUUUAUCCACUAUGAGGAAAGAGAGGAUGCCGUUAAAGCUCAGGAAGCCAUGAAUGGCCAGAAAGUUGGAAAACUUGAAAUAGAAGUGUCCAUGGCAAAGCCACCCAUAGAGAACAAGAAGAAAGAACACCGAAAACGUGACCAAGAGAGAAGGCAAAUGUUUAUGGCCAUGGGAAGAGGUGGCUAUUACGGGUAUGAUGAUUACUGGGGUCCACCAAUGAGGCCACCCAUGCACCCAAGGGGAGGAAUGAGGCGCCCAGGUCCACCCAUACCUCCCAGGGGUUAUGAUUAUUAUGAUGAUUACUAUGGUUAUGAUGAAUUCUACGACUAUGGAUACCAACCAGGCCCAAGAGGAGGACGCGGUGGGCGUGGAGGUCAACCACCAAUGCGAGGUCGAGGAGGCGCACCACCACGGGGUGGUGGUCCUAGAGGUGGCAUGAUUCCGCGGGGAGCAAGAGGAGCUAUGCGAGGGCCUAGGGGAAUGAUGCGGGGCCGUGGUGGUGCUGGUGGACCCCCACAGGUUCCUUUUAGAGGCGGGAAAAGAAAAGCAGGAAAUGAAAUGGGACAAUCGCAAACAAAACGACGCAAUACACAAGAUAAUUGGGGAGCCCAGCCCAUCGCACAGCAACCUCUUGAUCAAUCGGGCGGUUAUGGUGGGGACUACAAUGACACAGAAUGGUACCAGGACUCAUAUGGGCAAAAUUGGGGUUGAGCAGAUAGCUUAACAACUGCUAAAUUAUCUUCAGUUCUUGUUCAGUGGUGUAAAACUAGUGUGUUCAAUACGAAAGAAUGAAAUUCGGGAAGUUCUUAUUGUAAUGCAACGUUCCUGAAGUUAGGAAUGAAUUUGCAGUUAACAAUAGAACGGAGGUUGGUAGAUAGUAUCUGCUAUAAGUGGACACCUGCCUUGUUUACCAAGUUCUGGAAAUCUGACCGCUGGAUACCAAAGAGCAGGGCCGUCCAUUCCAUUCAUUCGGACUGGACGUACGGGGCCAGGGAAUAACCCCGAAUACAGCUGGCAUCCAGCAUGCGGCAGCAGUUCAUGAUCACCACAGCAACAUUUUUAAUGAUUAGAAUUUUUAAUUCAUUCAUUGUGGGAGUUAACAUCAAAACGUGAAUUUUUUUUUUUUUUUUUAGACAAUCGUUUGAAAUUUUUUGUUGUCAUUUUGUGUUCUUGGUCUGUGUCAUUGUUGUCAUCCUUCAUCAUCAAUCAUGAAUAAAAUCGGACACUUUUA
Molecule: messenger RNA, 2463 nt
Organism: Ylistrum balloti
Lineage: Eukaryota; Metazoa; Mollusca; Bivalvia; Pectinida; Pectinidae
Product: heterogeneous nuclear ribonucleoprotein R-like
Exons: 12
Coding region: 84-1943 (619 amino acids)
Cellular component (GO): ribonucleoprotein complex; nucleus
Molecular function (GO): mRNA binding
Source: RefSeq, a predicted model, not a curated record